Molecule: messenger RNA, 1211 nt
Organism: Rhododendron vialii
Lineage: Eukaryota; Viridiplantae; Streptophyta; Magnoliopsida; Ericales; Ericaceae
Product: organelle RRM domain-containing protein 6, chloroplastic-like
Exons: 5
Coding region: 362-784 (140 amino acids)
Biological process (GO): mRNA splicing, via spliceosome
Cellular component (GO): U1 snRNP; U2-type prespliceosome; precatalytic spliceosome
Molecular function (GO): mRNA binding; U1 snRNA binding
Source: RefSeq, a predicted model, not a curated record
CAACGGAAACACGUCUCGUUUCAUCCAUUCCUUCUCCACGUUCACAUCUCUCUCUCUCUCUCUCUCUCUCUCUCUCUCUCUCUGCGCAGUGGUAAGACUCCCGAUGGCCAGCAAAGCGCCGUGAACCGGGGCUCAGAAAGCUGGUGUUCGUGAAGAUCUAUAGCCUAAACCCGGGGACAAACGGUUACACCAUCCUCUUCAUCGCCGAAUCGAUCAAGGUUUUUACGUAUAAUUUACCCAAAAGGAAAAGAAGACCAAGCAGGCAUGACUUAAAUUUCCAGAGCCAUUUGACAGUAGAAAAUCGCUCGCCCUUCUUCGACUUCACCUAGCGUCUAUAGUCAGUUGCACAAACCAUCAACAAAUGAAUUCUACAGGCGUUUGGUUUGGUUGCUCUUCAACUCCCCAACCCAUAUUUGGAAAACUCGUACAGAAUCGCACCAAACCCAAAUUUCUCAAGCUCCAUGCCAGUCUCGUCAAUUUCCCCCUCGCCAGCAAGAUCAUGGUUCGAAAUCUAUCGUAUUCCACCACUGAGAGUUGUUUGAGGGAUGAAUUUUCAACUUAUGGCCAGGUAGCAGAAGUUAAGCUUGUUGUCGAUGAAGACUCAAAGAGGUCGAAAGGGUAUGCCUUCAUUCAGUACACUAGUCAAGAUGAUGCCAUUCUGGCUCUAGAAAGCAUGGAUCACAAGCUAUCGAUCGAGGUGGUUCAACACAUUCAUUUCCCACUUCAUUUUCCAGUAUUUAGACGGCAGGCUGGUCUUUGUGGAAUUAGCGAAGCCAGGACGUAAUGCAUUUCGUGGAUACCCUAAAACCUGUGGACCAUCACCUCAAGAAAAGAUCCCUGUGCUGAGCAAAAGAAAGAAAAAAGAGAGGAUCUCUGUACCGAAGCAAGAGGAGGCAAGUGAGCAAGUAGGGCCAUGGCAGGGUUAGAUAGCAGAUUUUGGUUUAGCCGAUCCUUUUGCUGAGGUAACUUGUUUUUUUCCUACCCGAAAAAAAGCUAGUUACAUGGAAGAAUCAAGCAUCUAUUCUGUAACUUCAUUCCUUAACAAGUGUUGAACUGGUUGAAGCUGCCAAUGGUAUUGAACCGUUGUCUUUAUUUACUGAUGCAUCAGUCACAAGUCCUGGAGUCCAUGUAAGAUGUAUAGACUACUACAAAUGCCGGCUGGCAUAGAACUUGAUCCAUCCCUAAGGAAGAAAAAAGAAUUGAGUUUUUUC